Molecule: messenger RNA, 4891 nt
Organism: Saccostrea cuccullata (small rock oyster)
Lineage: Eukaryota; Metazoa; Mollusca; Bivalvia; Ostreida; Ostreidae
Exons: 15
Coding region: 253-4836 (1527 amino acids)
Source: RefSeq, a predicted model, not a curated record
GAGGCCUCAGUGGGAAAUAUUGACUUAACAAAGACAUUAAAUGAACUUCGAUUGAAAGGACUCUUGGAUUUAAAAGGUGACCGACUGCAGCAAGUAACAAGAUCCUACAGAAAGAAAUGUAUCGUGAAUGACAUAGAUAAAGAGUUUUUUACACAGGUUGCCUCUCCCUGCUCUCUUGCAGCGUAUGCGGAUGUGUAUCUUAACUAUACUAGUCAGUCACGACAACUGACAGACAACAGUCGUAUACCAUAUAUGAGAAUGAUUAUGCAAGAUCAGUCAGAGCAGCUGGAGCUUUUACAUGAUAGGAAGUACCACUAUUUUAUAAGUUUGUCCGAAAUGAAACAGUUCGUGGAUUUUAUCCAAGACCAGUGCAGAAAGAGUAACUUGGACUCUCUAGCCUGGGCGAAUGGAGUAUCUGAUGAGGCUUUUUCAAAUUUUUAUUCAGCAUACACAUACCUCUCAGGAGUAUGCAACGUGAUUGACGAUUUACUUACAUCCCAAAAAUGGAGCAUACUGUUUACCGUCUUGAUGUCAGACAAGUAUAGCAUCAGUAUAAGCACAACAUGGGAAGAGAGAAUUAGAAAAUUCCAAGAAAGAUUCCCUGACUUUGGUGAUUCCCAUGUAUUAACAAGGGACAAUUAUUCGCGGCUUAUUCAAGAACUGGUUGACACUGAUAAGCUGUUAAUAUCACAUACAGACAGCAAAACCUUUGAGUUUGUUUCAUCAGAUGUGCGUCAUCAGGUAAUGUGUCAUUUUAUCCUGAAAUGUUUAAAAAUGGAAGAGGAUUUAAAGAGAUAUGUCGAACUGUCAUCGAUGGACUCGAUUUCUGAGUAUGUCAAUGUUUACCAGCAUUCCGGAGCUACAAAAAACGUUUGUUUAGACAUUCCAUAUGAUCUGUUGAUAAAACGACUUGGGAUAAAUGUAAUUCUGCAUGAGAUGUACACAGAGGAGAGCAAAGCAAUGUCUAGAACACUCUGCAUACCCGUCGAUAUUUUUCACCAUGAUUAUCCUACAAGAGAGAGAUUCUGCAAAUACGUCGAAACAUGCACAGGAAUGGAACGAGAGCAACUCUCCUUAUGUGAACUAAGCUUAAACAGCUUGCUUGGGGCAUUUUUUGUCAAUGAAAAUACAGAAAAACCAAACGAUCAGAAAACUCUUCACCUGUCACUCAAGAAAUGGAGUAUACUGAUAGUCAUUCUAAUGUCAACUGAUUACUGCUUGUACUUACACAAGAACUGGAAAGAAAGAUUUGAAGAAAUUCAAAAAGCAUUCCCAACGUUACAAGACGAUGUUGCUGAUGAGAAAAAUGAGGUUGUCAAAGAAUUAAUACAGAAAGACAUUGUCCUCAAGGAAGAAAAGAAGGAAAACUGUGUGAGAUUUUUAUCUGAUGAUAUCCGUCAUCAGGUGGCCAGCUACUUUAUCAAGAAUUGUUUAAAAACUCAGAACGACUACAAGAAUUAUAUCAAAUUGUCCUCAGUGGAUUCUUUGUUGGAGUAUGUCCGCACUUGGUGGUAUAGAAGAGAUGAGAAUGAAAGAUGUUUAUAUUUGCCAGUGAAAUUGGAAAAGUUGUUUGUAAAAAGACUUGGCGUUGAUACUUUAAGGCACAUUGUUUUGAAGAAAGGAAUAGAAAGCAGUACGACCAGGUCUAGCUCUGAUAGAGAUCAAAGGGGAUUUAAUGAAUUUCGAGAUAAAAUAUUGAAAUAUGGGAGGAUGCCCAAUGAUGUACUUAACCUUGAUCAUUUGACAAGAGAAAGAUUUUGCAAAUUUGCCAGAGCAAUUAUUGACCCAAAUCCCAUUUCGAUAAGAGCCUUGAGUUACAAUAGCUUACUCGGAUCUUUCUUCAUUGAUGAAAAUACCUCCAAACCUGACGAUCAGAAGAGUCUUCAUCUGUCACUCAAGAAAUGGGGUAUACUUAUAACAAUCUUUAUGUCAGCUGAUUACUGCUUGAAUCUACACGCUGAGUGGAAAGACAAAAUUAAAGAAAUUCGAACUGAGUUCCCCCCAUUACAAGAGGAUGAACGAGAUGAGGAAGACCAAUUGAUUGAUGAAUUAUUAAACAAAGACAUUGUUCUACAGGAAGACGAAAAGAAAAACUCUGUGAGAUUUUUAUCUGAUAAUAUCCGUCAUCAGGUGGCCAGCUACUUUAUCAAGAAUUGUUUAAAAACUCACAAGAACUACAAGAACUAUAUCAAGUUGUCCUCAAUUGACUCCUUAAUGGAAUAUGUUCGCCCAUGGUGGUACAAAAGAGAAAGCAAUGAACGGUGUUUGUAUUUGCCAGAGAAGCUGGAUGAGUUAUAUAUCAGGAGAGUAGGAAUUGAUGUAGUAAGACAUGCUGCUUUGGCUGGAAGAUUGUCAACAGAAUUACACACAACACCACGGACUAUUCCUUCAUAUUAUUCUAUGGGGAAUGUUCAAUUUAGACACAAAAUAUCGAAAUAUUUAAAUGUCCCCGGGGAAAUUCUCAUUUGGGGACAAGAAGCACGGUGUAGGUAUGUUGAUUGUGCAAAAAAAGGAACACGACAAAUACAUAGAGCUCGAGCAAUGAUAGUUGGUUGUGCCGGUGCUGGAAAAACUACCCUUUUGAAGCGUCUUCAGAAACGAAGUCUAACCGAAAUAAAACAGGUUAAAUCUACAAUAGGUUUAGAAGUUCACGAGGACAUAUUUGAAAUUGAUCCAGAUUCCUGCAUUUUGAAAGCUUUGACAACAGAGACUGAUAAAGAGGGGAAACCACUUCUGAGUGUAAUGGAUUUGGGGGGACAGUGUGCCUACUACGCCUGCCACCAGGUUUAUCUCAGCAGAAGGGCCUUCUAUCUCCUUGUCAUUGACAUGUCCAAAGACUUCAUUGAAACAGUGGAUCCUUCAGAGUGUGAACAGGAAGAAACAAUGUUUGCAGACUGGACAUAUGGAGAAUACAUCACGUUCUGGCUGAAAUCCGUUCAUACAUACUGUGAUGAUAAUUCUCCAGUUAUCGUCGUAGGGACUCAUUUAGACAACACCAGAGGAAAAAACUCUAACACUCUCUACAACAGUAUUCUAGACCAUAUAAAGUACAAUAAACAUUUAAAGAACCACCUAAGCAGAGAAAGAUGUUUCGUCCUUGGUUUUAAAAGUAAUGAGGCGGCUGUUCUUGACGAAAUUUCUAAACUUGAAAAGUGCAUUGUUUCAAUAGCUCGAGGGACAAGAUGGAAAGAAACCAUUCCAGCAGACUGGGCACUGACUGAGGUUGUACUCAGAGAACACCGGAAGCAGAAAAAAAUGUGUUCGAUUAUAGAAUUGCUAAUAUCAUGUUUCCAGGGGAACGUAGAAAAAUUCCAACAACUUUUAGAUGUAUUGAAAUUUUACCAUGACAUAGGAAUUGUGCUUUAUUUUCAUGAGAGUAAUCUUUUCGAAACUGUUAUUAUUGACAUACAGUGGUUUAUUGAUUCCUUUAAGAACAUCAUUGCUGAUCCAAACCAUGUAAGAGAUAUUGCAGACAACAAUCGUGAUUGGUUAGACUUUUACAGGACAGGGCAUAUUCAAGACAAACUUUUAACCAGUAUUUGGAACAGCAAGCAUUUCAAAAUAAACAAAAGGGACAAGACAAAUCUUCUCCAAUACAUGCAACGCCUUGGUCUGAUUGCUAUUAGUACAGACCCACAAUAUAUUCCACGCUCGAAAAUGCAGCGCCGUGGUCCGAUUGCUGUUAGAACAAACCCACACUAUAUUCCAUGUAUGAACAAGCGCACAUUUGGAAAAGAAGAAGAGGAGUACUUUCAAUCAUUGAAAUAUAAAACGUCAGUACUAGUGUUUAGAUUCAAUUUUUUGCCAUAUUUCUUCUUCUUUCGUUUGAUCGUAGCUUGUUUGCAAAAACAUAAUAGGGAAUGGAGGGUUUUGGAAGACAAUGGACUUUGUCUGUACAAAAAUGUGGCUUGCUUUGAGUAUAAACAACAUGCAGUUGCUUUAGCAGUGAACAAAUCUUCUAUUCAGCUUCAAGUUUUUCAACCCGCAAACAUUUCCAUCACAAAGAGUGUUACAUUGGAAGUGCGUGAUACUAUUGAACUUCAUUUAAAAGAUCUCCUAGGUAACUUUCACAAAGCAAUUGAAAUGUAUACUGUUGGAUAUCAGUGCUCAAAACAGGAAGUUUUCCAUGAAUAUGAUAGUAAUUUUGUUGAGGAAGCGCAAAUUUACAAGAAAAAGGAAAUCAAAUGUCCAAGACAUGGACUGGUCCACCACCACAUACUCAGUGAAUCAGUUCUUCUGUUUUACUGGAAAAAGGAUGUACAAGGGGAUGUCAGAGAUUUAAAUGAAUCAUCGGGUGGGAAUGAAGAUAAAAUUCUCUCUGAGUCUGAAUUGAAAAGGAAUUUUAAGACCUUUAAAAAACUUACAAAGAUUGGACGAGAGGCUCUGCAGAUCUAUUUUGAUGAGAUAUUUCCCUCAGUGGACAAAUUAUCGUCAGACAACAAGGAGGACAUACAAAAAGGACCGUUCAAACUAAGCGAAGAACAAUGUGAUCAACUCUAUCCAGAGGACAAAUCCACACCGUCGUCUUCUACGUUUGAUGUGACUAUUAUGUACAAAUUGUUGAGGAAUUAUGGUCAAAAUCUCCCCGAGCCGAGUAAUGGAUGGGGAAAGAAACCUCACAUAGCACAAAAACGUAAGACCGAUGACGUGGAAAGGAUUCGAUUCUAUAGGAAUGAAGUUGAGCACAAGACAACGGCAAAUAGCAUCAUGGAAGAAGAAGACUUUGAUAUAAAGUGGAAAGAUCUAUCUCAGGCAAUAAUAAGGCUCAGUGGGGAAACUCUAAAACAAGACAUAAUAAAAUUGAGACCACAGAAAAAUUGCCAUGGUGGAUUUUGAUUUUAUUCGUGUGAGGAGACUUUUGGAGAAUUUUAAUUGCAUGUAUUAAUAUUCA